Exophiala aquamarina CBS 119918 is the source of this 534-nucleotide messenger RNA. RefSeq lists its product as uncharacterized. NCBI's taxonomy places the organism in Eukaryota, Fungi, Ascomycota, Eurotiomycetes, Chaetothyriales, Herpotrichiellaceae. Gene Ontology annotation, molecular function: acyltransferase activity, transferring groups other than amino-acyl groups. The transcript has a single exon. The record is from RefSeq and is a predicted model, not a curated record. The coding region runs from base 1 to 534 and encodes 177 amino acids.
AUGGCCGACCCUCACCACCAGCCAAGCCCAAAAUUCGGCAUAACCCCCGUGCGCACCGCGGGCGACCUUGCUUCCGCCAUCACCCUCUUCCACGCUUACGCGGGCUCACUGGGCAUCGACCUGUCCUUCCAGAACUUCUCAGCCGAGAUGUCAUCCAUGCCAGGGAAGUACUCUCCCGAAGCGGGCGGCGAGCUGCUUCUCGCGCGGGACACUGCAAGUGGCGAGGCGAUUGGCUGUGUGGCGCUGCGGGCGCUCCAACUCCCCGCCGCGCUGUCGACGUCGAGCUGCGAGAUGAAGCGCCUGUACGUGACGCCCGCCGGGCGGGGCACGGGCAUGGGUAAGGCGCUCGCUGCCGGCAUUCUCGAUGUUGCUGAGAGGCUGGGCUACGGCGAGGUAAGGCUGGACACGCUCCCGACAAUGGUCGCCGCGAGGAACAUGUAUCGCGCGCUGGGCUUUGUGGAGAUCGCGCCAUACUAUGAGACGCCACUGGAGGGGACGCAUUUCUUGAGUUUGAGGCUUCCUCGGAACGUGUGA